This is a messenger RNA of Schistosoma haematobium, 20184 nucleotides long. RefSeq names its product General transcription factor IIH subunit 2, variant 2 (gene GTF2H2). Lineage: Eukaryota; Metazoa; Platyhelminthes; Trematoda; Strigeidida; Schistosomatidae. The record is from RefSeq and is a predicted model, not a curated record. Gene Ontology annotation, molecular function: protein binding; zinc ion binding; palmitoyltransferase activity. Gene Ontology annotation, cellular component: transcription factor TFIIH holo complex; Golgi membrane; transcription factor TFIIH core complex. Bases 4049 to 5815 code for a protein of 588 amino acids. Gene Ontology annotation, biological process: nucleotide-excision repair; protein palmitoylation; regulation of transcription by RNA polymerase II. The transcript has 14 exons.
UCAGCGAGGAAAAAUACCACUGUCUUUUUUAAAUAGCGCGCGUGAGAACCAUUUAAACCAUUUGAAACGUAAUACGUUUUUGUAAUUGAACGACUUCUCUAACUUUUGGCGACACUGAUUUUCCCUGAAAAGACCAUUCUGUGACAAGGAAUCUAUUGAAAUAGUCCGGUUGGCAUUGUAUAUUGAAUGGAGAUGAGCAUGACGAGCUUUCAAAAUCGGCGUAACUGGAGAUGAAGGUUGUAUCGUGUUUUUACUACAAAACAGUCUGCUUUUAUUUUUUGCCAGUCUAUCCCCAAAACUAGUCAUCCUUCAAAUAUUGAAAAUUGCUUUCAUAAUUCGAUGUUGGUUUGUUUUUGUUCUCUGAAUACUCAUUUUAUACGGUCACUAUUAUAAGACUUCUAAUAUUAUAUUCGUUGCUUUUUAAAUUCACUUGUUCUACAUCGAAUUUUGACAUUGAAGUACACACUGUAGUUCGACAGGGCUCUCUAUUAUCCCAUUAGGGAAUUUUCAGAACAACAACUUGCGUCUGGAUGCAGAUUUGUGAAUGGUAUAAAUAUACUAAAUUAACUACUUUAAAUGAAAUAAUAGCUAACAAGGAAUUAAUUUUAAAGCAAAAGUUGCCAGUGAAAAUUUAUGGGAUCUCGGUGAAUGGUUGUUUCAGAGCAAUUCAUUACUAUUCAGCCUUUAGUAAUAAAUGUGAUAGGUUGAUCAAUUCUUGGCGGCCAAACCAAAACAUGGCACAAGUCCAUGAAGUCACUAACAAGUGGACUGAGUCAUGUUGGUAGGUGUAGACUACCUGGUUGGGGACCGCGAGAUGAUAGCAACCGAUGGUUAGAGACCCUGAAUGACAUGGCUCGAAAUUGUUUGCAAUGGCGCAGGUGCAUCCAGUCUUUGUGUUCUCUCAGAUUCUAAUCUUCUGAAUUCUUCAUGUCCCUUUUUUCCUCUUUCCAAAUUUAUUUCACUGUAUUAUACUCUUUAAAUAACAUCUCCAAACCCUAAUUUUCCCGAUUACUGCUUAUACUCUUAUUACCUCUACCACUACGGGAUUUGAAUCGACAACUGCAUCUCUGUGCUAUUGUGGUGUGGCAACUCGAACUGAUGUACGUACGUACGAAGUUCUACGUUGUUACUGACUGACGUUAAUUCUUGCAAAUUGUUCUUCAAUAAAGGACCAGCUUCUUCUUGAUAAUGUUAAAUGGUGGCGUUGAUAGCAGUUGUUUGUGUAGGGCGUCCCAGUCAUUGACUACUCAAUGAGAAAUACGGGACCCCACACCGAGUUUAUUAGUUCGCAGUUUUGAACCUUGUUUCUCUGGCUUCGAAGGUUAUCGGUGCUACGGGCAGCAAAAAGAUAAGAUACAUAUCAGCUUUAAAAUGUUGGACGAUUCAUUAAGGUGAAAUAAAAAGGUUAAUUAUACAUAUUGAAGGUCAAGCUUGUGCUGUGAGGUUGGGUUUUAUCCCUGUUUUUUUGUUAAGAAUUAACAUCAGCUACUACUCAACAAAACUCUGACACUUGUUUAUAAACUUUGAGAGGUUAAGUAUGUAAUUUGUGGUCGUGACAGAUUGGGAAAAUAUUAUCGUACUGCACAAUCGCCUCAGACUCUGGAUUUAAUAAUGAGACUAUAAUUUACGGACUACCUUUAUUUAUUUAUUUAUUUAAACACAAAUAUUGGUACAGGAGGGCACCAAAUAUAUAUGCGCCACACAAAACAAUGAGAAUUUGCAGAGAAGGAAGAAAAGGCAAGGAGCGUAAAAAAAACGAUAACGAACAGAUUAGUGUAAGGUAGUGUAAUAAUAAUGGGGGAAACAGAAACGUACACUCAGAAGAGAUCUUUCAGUUAAGGUAGAAGCAACCACUUAUGAAGAAAGUAAAAGGUUACAGCAGAAUAGCCACUGGCUUCUAUUCUGAGCCAUAUCUGAUAACGUCUCUACUCGAGAACGUUUAGAUAGAACCGAAUUUCCACCAUAGACGAGCUGCUGUAUAAGUCGAAAAAUAAGGAUAGACAGAGUAAGAAUAAAAGAGAGUGAAUAAAUGACGUAGUAAAUAAUAACAAUAGUAAUAAUAAUAAUGUGAAUCGUUUGAUUAAUAGUUGAAGCAAGAAAAGUAUUUUCCAUAAUUAUCGACAGUUCCUCAUAUUUGUGUGCGGGCUGUGAUACUGCUCGGAUGCCCAGACCGAAGCAGGUGGUUAUCUUAGGGGGCCACACCCCGAGCCUUCGACCUGAAGGUCUGAUUCACAAGGCAGUGGAGCAUCGUAAGGAGAUGCAGUCCCAUGGUAGCCAGUGACCAACGAUUGGUUCAUACGCUCUUUGUUCCCGCAGGAUACUGGAGCCCAUGUGCACCAUUGGUUUGGAAUCCAGUUAAAGCGCCGGACAUUCGCUUUUCGCCCUUUCAUUUUCGUAAACAACACCCCCGCCACGAGAAGGCGGGGUGACGCUAAAGUGACUGAGAAAAUUUACUCUAACGGGUGUCAGGAGAGGGUUAUAAAUUAGCACGCGGAACCAGGAUUGGCAUUGAGAUCUGGAAUUUAGGGUUUUUAUCGCAAACUGACGUAAGCUAUAAUGCCAGAAUGCUAUUUAACCAUAUAUAAAUUGGUGAAUUUCGCGACGAAAUCCCAAACUUGCUGUCUUUAAUCUUAUUGGUUCAUCCAUAAAUUAUAGUCUCGUCCAUUUAAUCCUAUCAAAUACUUUAACACAAUCUGUAUCAUGAGCAGGAAUUUCUUGUUGUUUUGGCUUGAGCACACUGUCAUACUUACCAUUUAGUUAAAUAGUAGAUUCUUAAAAAUCAAUUUCAUAGAUUGUAAAAUUCAAACAUUGGCAUCUAUUCACUUAUUUCAUAAUUACACAUAAGCCAUCUUUCAUUGCGUUUCCAAUUUCAUACGACAUCCUAUGGAAUGUUAUCUUUCUUCUAAUGUUCCUACUCUAGCCCAGUGGUAUAAUGCACUUUAUUACGUUAAGAAAAUUCUUAAGCAAAAAUUACGAAAAUCAUAUACGUUCCCUACAAAAGUUGACAUUUUUAAUGUGCCUGUUAACUUUGUUACUCAAGACAGACUUUCUCUGAAUAAUUAGAAUUUACAAAAGCUCUAAUUUUAAAUUUUCACUGACUCUAGUGUCAUAUGAUGUACGUUCCACUAUGCGUUAAGUUUUAUUGUGAGAGGACUUGAAAAAAAGUGUUUCAGUCACCAUAUGUCAGUCGGGUCUUUGUAAUGGCUCUAUCUGACCACAACGACAACGAAGUUGCUACCGUAUGAAGGCAAUCAAUUAUCAAAACCUUGAUGCUCCGUCAGUGAAAUAAUCUAAUUUUCGAUCAGCUUGCUGAGUAAUCACAAGGUAAAGUUCAGUUUUUACCAUGCAGUAAAUGAAAAGCCUUAUCACUAGUAUUAACUGAAACGGGCAACAAGCAAAAUAAAUUGAGGUGGUGGGGAGUAUUUGUAACUCAGGUGGGUGAAUUUGGUGGUUUUGUUCUUUGAGCUGGAUGGCUUGGUCUUGGAGCUUUCAUCGUUUCUCUGAACAACAACAUCAGCACGAACUUCAGGUAGACGUUUGUGCUGAUGAUGUUAUUCAGAAGAACGAUGAAAUCUCCACAACCAAACCAUCCAGAUCAGAGAACAAAACUCCACCAAGAAAAUAAGCUGUAGAAGUUAUAUUUAGUCAUGAUAUAAAAACUUAGUUUAAAAAAUUUUUGUUGGGCUAAUUAUGUUCUUUCUAAUAUCUACGCAUUUUUUAGGAUGUCAAGCCUUAUCCAGUUGAUCCAUCUUAUUCUGACCCACCAGUUGUUGAAACAGACUAUUCAACAUGGGGAAUAGUCAAAGCUGUUCAGUAUGGAAUUACAAAACGAGUCAUUGAGUUGGUGGAACCAUCAGAUCCACAACUAGCGGGUUAUGAUGUCAACCAACUGGAUGAUGAGGAUGUCUCGCUGCUACACUGGGCCGCCAUAAACAACCGUUUAGCGAUUGCUCGUUAUCUUCUAUCGAAAGGUGCAAUAAUAGAUAGACCAGGUGGUCAUCUUGCUGCAACCCCACUUCACUGGGCUAUUAGGCAAUCACACUUAAGUAUGGUACACUUCCUUAUGCAAAGGGGCGCUGAUCCAACGUUUAUGGAUAAUACUGGUCUAGGAUGUUUUCAUGUUGCAAUACAAAUGGGAAAUGUCCCAAUUAUCGUUUAUUUGCUUUCUCAUGGGGUCAAUGUUGAUACUCGAGAUGGUAAUGGGCUCACUCCAUUAAUGAUAGCUUGUAUGCAUGUACGAUCAGUUGAUAUUUUUCGUUUGUUAAUCUCAUAUGGUGCAAAUUUGCGAUUAACUGAUUCACAUGGCAACACUGCAGCACAUUAUUCUGUUCAGUUCGCUAAUUUCCAAGCUGUCGUACAAUUAGAUAAGGGUGAUAUUGACUGGAAUGCAUUGAAUGAUGAAAACAAAACACCGUAUGAGGUUCGUGUAGUUCCAUGGUUAACAGAUCGUGUCAAACAAAUGGCAAAUGUACAGAGUAUAAUGAAUUCGUCGCACCGUUUCUCGCGUUUAGGCUUAUCAAUGCUACAUUAUUCACCUGUAUGGCGUCAACGAAUAACAAUUAUGCUUCCACCAUUAAUUCUUAUUACUUGCGGUCUACUUAUAAAUUGGGAUAUACCAUCUACAUUAUAUCAUUUAAAUUUUGCCGAUCAAUCGUCAAAGAUUUCAUCAUGGAUAAUAUAUUCCACCAAAUUUCUUUUAUUACUGUUAUUAUCAUUUACAGCACGUUUUAUUAUUGAUCGAUUCUCAGAUCAUAAGUCACAGGCUGUAAUGCUGUUCAGUUUAGCAACAAGUACAAAAUUGUUAUUAACUACAACAUAUUUAUUUCACAUCACAUUACGUACACCGAAUCAUUGGGUGUUGCAUCUCUGGUUUCUAUUCUUUAUUACUAUGCUGUGGACAACAUUUAUUCUAUGCUGUACAAAAAAUCCUGGCUACGUAGAUGAAAUUAUUAAAAAAGAAUGUCAACAAGAUACUAUUGCUCAAUUACUUGAUGAAGUGUUGAAUAAUACAAAUGAUUUAACAUUAGCAAAUAACAAUCAAGAAGAAUCUUCGUCAUCAACAUUAUCAAUCAAUCCAUUACAACGUUUCUGUACAACUUGUUUUAUACGUAAACCGUUAAGAUCAAAGCAUUGUUCAACAUGUGAUCGAUGUGUAGCACGAUUCGAUCAUCAUUGUCCAUGGAUAUAUAAUUGUGUUGGAAUGAAGAAUCAUUUUUAUUUUAUUAUAUAUUUAUUAUCGACCAGUGUUUCAUGCAACCUAUUUAUGUUGGGUACUAUUGUUUAUUGGCAAAAUGAAUUCAGUUGUCUACCGAAUACACCACUAACAUCCGGGAAAACUGAUAUAUUUACAAUCAUUUGGUCAUAUCUAUUAUGCAAUCCAUGGAUUACAUUCUGUUUUAUAAAUGCUGCUUUUUAUUCAUUUUGGACAACAUUAUUAUUUGGUUCACAAUUUUAUCAAAUGGUAUGGUUAAAUGCAACAACAAAUGAACGUAUCAAUAUGGAUAGAUAUGUUGAAUUUAAUACCAAUAAUAACAAUCAUAUUAAUAAUAAUGAUAAUAAUAAUAAUAUGUCUUUAUCUAAUGAAAAGUUUCAUAAUUCUACAAAUUACAAUCGUCCAUAUGAUCAUGGUAUAUGGCGUAAUCUACUUGAUUUAAUUGGUUUACCUGGUUUUAUUAUCAAUUCAAAUAAAUCUGUUGAUUGGCGGCAAAUCUAUCAAAUUGAACAAUUAAAUAAUCAAUAUCCAAUAUAUACUACUGCUACUACUACUAAUAAUAAUAAUGAUGUAGAUAAGAAAUUAUUAGAUUGGUCAAUAUAGUUUUCAUUAAAAUUUACUAUCACUAUUGUAUAUAGUAUACAAAAAAGGGGUUUUAUUUUUUCUGCUUCUUUUUUAUCAUUUACUGCUCAAUUACAAUUUGUUUACAUUUGAACAUAAUGUGGUGAAUUAGUAAUUAUUGUCAACAUCAUUAAUCAAUAUUGAAUGUUACCGUGAAUUACUUAAUGACUUAUGCCUGUUACUUUCAAUGGAGUAUAGGUCACUACCGACUAGCAUUCUCUAAUCCAUUUUGUUCUAGGAUUUCUUUUCUAAUUCUAUUCAAUUAUUAUUCAUUCUUCUCAUGUUUGUUUCUAUUUCUUGGUGUAAUGUGUUCUCUGGUCUUCCUCUUCUCCUUUAUUUAGCCUUGAGGAAUCCAAGUGAUGAAGGAUUACCUUGUGAUGUAGUUCGGUGCUAAUGCUAAUGAUACCGUUGAAUUUUGUUAAAAAAACACACAAUUUUUUUCUCUUUUAGAAUAUAUAUGGUACAUUUAAUUUGCUUUUAGUUUACAGUUUAUUGGUUUUAACUUUGUUUUUUGUUAUUGUUGUUGUUGUUGCUGCUGCUGCUGCUGCUGCUGCGUGAAUUCUCAUGAAUUGGUUGUAUUUAUUCAUUAAAUAGAUCAGUAUCAGAAUUAUUCAUUGCUGUAAAAGUGAUAGUUUUUUCUCAGCAUAAUUAUACAUUGAAUCAUUUUAUUGCAUUCAAUAUAAUCUUAGUUUAUUGUUGUUGGACUUAUGAUGGUAAUACGGUGGUGUGUGUGCUAAUUAUAUCGACAUGAGUAGGAUAUAACGAUAGUCAGGACUUAGAAGAUCGAGAAAGACAGAACGUGAACAGAAAGCAAUUGGUAUAAAAAUGCAGGAAUAAUGAAAUCUGAUAAGACAGACUGAUAUUUACAAAAGGGAACAUUCAAGUUUGAGACAAUUGAUUGAUAUAUUGCAUAUGAAGUAUUUAUUGUAUGAUUCUUAGAUUUGACUAAGGAUGUUCUAGUAAUCUUGUGUUCAAAUACAUUCGAUUGUCCUUCACUUGUGUUCACUUUCACUACACUACGAUUGAAUUAUAUCUUCUCUUCACAUUUUUUUCACUAUUCUUUAACUGCUAAUUGAGCAUUUUGUGUGUGUAUAUAUCUACCUACUUACCUGUGUGUUCUCCCAAAUUUUGAUCUCCUUAUUCCUCCUUGUCUCUUUUUUUUUCUCUUCCUAAAUUUAUUUCACUGUAUUAUACUCUUUAAGUAACAUCUCCAAACACUAAUCUUCCCGGUUACUGCUUAUACUCUUAUUACCUCUACCACUAUGGGAUUUGGAUCGACCACUGCAUCUCUAUGCUAAUGUGGUGUGGCAACUCGAACUGAUGUACGUACGUACAAAGUUCUACGUUGUUACUGACUGACUGACUUACCUAUCUAUCUAUCUACCUAUUCAUCGUCUAAUUGUACUUCCAGUUUUGUUGAUCUUAUACUUGAUCAAUUAAUCAGGUUAUAUUUUUAUUUAUUUAGAUAGAUUCUAUUUUUUUCCCCUGUUUAUUCAAAGCAUUUUUGUUUGUUUGUUUUGUUUUCCGAUAGUUAUGUAUCAUUUCAUAUGUGUCUCAAACCGAUUGUAAUACUUUAUUCUGUUUCAUUGGUUUUGUUUUGACCUCUGGUUACCAGGUAUACAUAUACCUGUGUUACUGUUUAUCAUUUCUGUAUGAAGAAUUAACUACAAUAAUAAACUAUAUUUUCGGUUGAUUGUAGUUUUUUUAUUAUUGAGAUAAAAAUAAAUAAACCGUUUCAUGUUGUGAUUCAUUUCUUAUAUGUAAGUAUGCAUAGAGAGAGAGAGAGAGAGAGAGAGAGAUCAUGUAUGUAAUAUACUUUAUGUUUGAAUGUUAGUUUUUUUACUUUUCUUUCUUAGAAUAAGAUUUACUUUGAGAUGGUGGAGAAUAUUUGUAGCUCAGGUGGAUGAUUUUGGUGGAGUUUUGUUCUCUGAGCUGGAUGCUUUGGUCGUGGAGCUUUCAUCGUUCUUCUGAACAACAUCAUCAGCACAAACUUCAGAUCGAAGUGAAGGGUUCGAAUUUUUCCAUAUGUGUUUCACAGCUUGUUCUGUGCACCUCGAUGUUGAUUGGUUCUUAAGGAUCUUAAAUUUAUCAUUGUUUACUUCUUUGUUUUGGUUGUCUCCCAUUGGUUUGAGUUUUGUUCCUAUAUUUAUGCAUGAUUUUCCUGAUUGGUUGAUAAAUUGGAUUGAUUUCAAUAUGUUUGUUGAUUGCUGAUUGACCUGAGUGCCAAGCUUCUAAAAAUUCUCUGGUGUUUUUAGAAUUUCCUCUGUCUAAGAUUUCUACAUUUUCCCAAUCGAAUGAGUGUCCGUAGUUAUCCACGUGUAUUGACAUAAGUGAAGAGAUAUCAUGGCGUUUGACUGCUAAUUGAUGUCCAUGUAGGCGUAGGUGGAGGGGGCGUCCGCUUUGUCCGAUGUAGUGUUUGUCGCAGUUGGUACAAUUUAUUUUGUAGAUGAUGUUUGAUUUGUUUUCCUUUUUGGUUUGCAUAGGAUUGAUUGUAGUGAUUUUGUUGGUUUGUGUGCCACACCUAUCCCGAAGGUUUUCAGCAAACCAAACCAUCCAACUCAGAGAACAAAACUCCACCAAGAUUUACUUUAUUUAGUAAUAUUACUCACUCUGUUAUCUCAUUUUGACCAAUUUUUUGUUUUAAUAUUAUUAAACUUCAUAAACUCAGGCAAGUACAGAAUUAGAAUGAAAUGCGCGUCCUGGAUUCCAUGGCUAACCAUUAUCUAUAUAUUUGCUUAUAAUGCUUGUAAAUUAAGGCAAUAUGCAAAAGAUGCACAUAUGCCAAUAAAAGACUAAUCGGUGAGACUAUAAUUAAUGGAUGACCUUUGAGUGACGGUGAAGUGACCCUGAGAGUGAACAACUACUAAUUAAGACGAAAUGAAGGUUAUAAAGCAGUUAGAAUUCUCAUUUACGAUUGAUGGUUAGGAUUAAAAAUUAGAUUUAGGGUUUAUAUCACGAACUGACAUCAGCUAUAAUGCCAAAACACUGUUUAGCCAAAUGUAUGGAUGAAUUCCGCGCCCAAAUUGGUGACUCGUUAUCUUACAUCUGAUUGGUUCGUCCAUAAAUUACAGUCUCGCCGUUUUUAGUUUUUAGUUGUAAUAAUUAAGUGUUGAAUAAAUCUAUGGAAAUCUUUAAUCAUAGCUUUGUACGUGUGUAAUAUCAUUCAGUUUACAAAGAUUAAGCUAUAAUUCUUUCUUAUUGACUAUUGAUUUUCCCAGUAUCUUGUUAAGAAUUGUUAUGUGAUAAAUACUAAAGAAUGAUAUUUACCAAUAUUUUCUGAGGUUGUGGGAUCCAUCGUCAUCUGACAGAAAUAGCGAAUUGGCUGUUAGUUGUAAUUUGUCCAGAGCUUAUAGUCUUUAGUAGUUUUGUCAAGCUUUGUUGAUCAUAGUUGUAUGUCCACUUUUUAAACUACUGUGUUAUAUACGGGACUCUAAAAUGAUCAUUCUUUUUAUUUAACUUCUCACUGAUCGACUUUAUGUGGAGAAUCGAGCUACUAAGUUCUUUUAAAUAGACAUACGCCUAUUACCCCUCAUAGAGGAGAAUAGACCACUCACCGGCAUUCUCCAUCCAACUCUGGCCUGGGCAUUUCUUUCCAGUUGCUAUUCAUCUAUUUGAUGUCUCCUUCCAACUCCUGACACAGUGUGUUCUUUGGCCUUCCUAUUUUUCGUUUCCUUUCAGGAUUUCAAGUUAGUGCUUGCUUCGUAAUGCAGUUUGACGAUUUCCUCAAUGUAUGUUCUAUCCACUUCCAAUGUCUUUUCCUAAUUUCUUCCUCAGCUUUAACCUGGUUUGUUCUCUCCCAUAUUAGGCUGUUGUUGAUGGUAUCCAGCCAACGGAUAUUGAGUAUCUUGCGUAGACAACGUUUAAUAAAUACUUGUACAUUUUUAAUGAUGGUCGUGGUGGUUCUCCAAGUGUCCGCUGUAUACAGUAGGACCAUUUUGACGUUCGUGAUGAAGAUUCUCACUUUCAUGUUGGAUUUCAGACCGUUGUUUUGAGUUCCAUAUGUUCUUCAGUUGUAUGAAUGCUGUCGUUACUUUGUCAAUCCUUGCCUUUACGUCUGCAUCUGAUCCUUCUUGUUCAUCGAUGUUGCUUCCCAGGUAUGUGAAGGAUUAUACAUCUUCCAGAGUUUCGCAAUCAAGUGUGAUUUGAUUGCUGUUCUCCGUGUUGUAUGUAAGGACCUUGGUUUUCCACUUGUGUAUGUCGAGCCCUACUUAUGCAGAGAUUUCUGCUACACUAGUUGUUUUCAUCUGCAAUUGUUGGUGUGUAGGCGAUGGAAGAGCUAGGUUAUCUGUGAAGUUCAAGUAAUCUAGCCACAUGCAAACUGUCCAUUGUAUUUCGUGCUUCCCUUGAGAUAUGGAGCUCUUCGUAAUACAUUCAACCACCAGAAGAAAGGGAAAGGGGGAGGGUAAGCACUUGAUCCUUACGGAACCCAGCUUGUUGAUCUCGAAGUUGGACGUCUACUGCAUCUUUCAUCCGGUUCAGCAAAACUCUGUUAAAGACUUUACCUGGUAUUGACAUUAGUAUGAUGCCUCUGUAGUUUUCACAUUUGCCCAGAUCUUCUUUCUUUGGAAUCUUGAUGAAGUGUCUUUCUUUCCAGUCCAUCGGCACUUGUUCCUCCACCCAAAUAUUCUUGAAUAGAAGGUGAAGUAUGUUUGUAGUUACUUCGAUGUCUGACUUCAGUGCUUCAGUUGGUAUAUUGUCGGGUCCUGUUGCUUUCCCGUUCUUGAUUUGUCUGAUCGCUAUUCUGAUUUCUUCGGUCGUUGGUGGAGUGACAUCGAUAGGAAGGUCUGUGUGUACUGCUUCGGUGUCCAGUGGAUUCAUUGGAGCUGGUCUAUUCAACGGUCCCACGAGGUAUUCUACCCAUCUGCUCCUCUGUUCUUGAAUCUCAGUGAUUGGCUUGCAUCGUUUUCCUUAACCAGUCUCUCUGGUUCACUAUAUUUCCCUACCAGUUUUUUCGUCAUGUCAUAUAGUUCUUUUAUAUUUCCUCUUGCAGAUUUUUCCGCUGUCUUCGCUAGCUCUUCCACGUAUUUAUUCUUGCCGGUUCUAAUGCUCUUUUUUACUUAUUUGUUUGCUUGUGUAUUGAAGUUGUGCCUUGACCUUUUCUGCUCGUAUUUGGCUUUUGUUACUUACUCUUUUUGCUCUUCCUUUCUUGAAUCUUUACUAGGGUUUCGAUAGAGAUCAGUUCAUUGUUAUAAUGCUUCUUGACGCCCAGCACUUCCUGACACGUUCAAGUUAAUGCAUCUCUGAUCCCUUUCCAGUUGCCUUCCAUCGUAAUUUCUUCUUCGAGUAUAUCUUGUAAGGUUUGGAAUGUGUUGUUGAGAGUUAUCUUGAAUUGGUUGAGUUUGUCAGUAUGUGGAAGGAAGGUUGUAUUGAGCAUUUGUAAUACUGUUUCCUCAGUUGUCUACCACAUCUUUAGCUUAAAUUUCGUCUUGAAAACCACCAGGUGGUGAUCUAAAGGUAUGUCAACUUCUCUCCGGGUUCUUACGUCUUCCAUCGUCCUUCUGGACUUUUUAUAUAUAGAAAUAUGAUCGAUCUGUUAUUUAGUAGUGUGAUCCGGUGAAACCCAUAUAGUUUUGUGUUGGAUAUAUUGUGCCUCCUAUAACCAAUUUGUUGAAUGCACAUAAGUUUGCAAAUCUCUCGCUAUUCUCGUAUUUUUCUCCUAGUCCAUGUCAUCCCAUGAUAUCUUCAUAUCCGUUGUUGUCCAUUCGGACUUCGGCGUUUAUUUCUCCCUUUGGGAUGGUCAGGUCUUUUGCUCAACACUUCGCUAUAAUUGAUUUGAACCUCUCGCAUAACUGCUCAUUAUUGUCAUCGUUGCUAUCAUCGGUGGGUGCAUAACAUUGUACAACUUCUAUCGUGAUUCCAUUCUUUGUUUUGAGGGAUGCUUUGGUGGUCCUGGAUCCAUGAGAUUCCGAUCCUAUAAGUGCAUUUCGUACUUCUUUAGGCAGAAUCAGAGCAACUUCCUGAAUGUGCGGAGCAUUUUCUUCGUGUACGAAGUACAGCAGCAUCUCCCGUACCUAACCUUUACUGUCCAGCGUGAAUGCGAUGAGUUUCGCUGAUUCCGAGCACCGUCAAGUUGUAUCUGCUCAUUUACGUUGGUAUUUGACUGGUCCUCCUGGUCUCCCACAUUAUCCAGACGUUCCAUGUACCUAUAAAGGUUGUUGCCCUGGUUGUUAUAAGGGGCACAGGCCUCGUGACUUCCGAGGCAUCUCGGCUUUCAUCAUGAGGCGCCAUAAGUCUUUCUUCAACUUGUAAUGCGAAGUUUUGAUGAUUUUAAUUGUGUAUUCUGGUUUGGAUUUUUUUUUUUAGCAAGAUUGUCUUGUACGGGAUGAGGUUGCUGACCCCACGCCUAAUGCUCCUCCUUUAUGGGGGCUUGUUAUCAUCAUUAGCCCUAGAAGAGCUACAGGCUGAGGUUUUAAAUAAAGAUACUAGUAAAAAACUCAAUGCUUUUUUUAGAAACAUUCAAUAACACUGUAAAAGUGUCCAAAAUUUGUUUCGUCUGUAACCUCAAGCUGCCUAAUAAGUUAAUUUUUAGAACAACAAUUAAAGACAUUAUUUCAUCAAAUAAUUUGAAUCCAUUGGAAUGCUUUUACUGUCAACACCGGAAAACCGUAGGACUACUUCGUGUAUGCGGUAUCAGAGUGCUUUUUCUAACCUCUCCCAUUGCCAACAGGUAACUGCUUCAGGUCCUGGUUAUCCAGGAAAAACACCUUACUGUUAUUACGGUUGCAGUACGACUUCAGCUUCGCACAUUUGAUUAGCUAAUUUUGAUUUCACUGCUCUCCAACCUAUAUGCCUGAGAUAACAGCCUCAAUGAAUUAGUGUUCCACUCGCUGAAGCUCGAUUAAGUUGUCAAGAUAUAUAGCUACGGUCAGAAGUAUACGUAUCUGUAGACAGUUCCCUAUCUUCCCAACAGAAUGUAUGAGAGACAGAUCAAUCGCAUGAAAUAAUCUUAGUUCCUAAACCUUAAAUGUCAAUCCAACUAUCGACAAUAAUAACUUGAUUAAAAACGAAACUUAGUGAGCUGACAGUUGUUGUUUUUUCUCUCUAACCUCAUAAGAUCACAAAUAUGAAUCGCUCUGCACUAAACUAAAUUUAAAUAACCAUGAAAUAUCGUAACUCAUUCUAAAAACUUCCUUAUUGAAUAGUGAAUCCUAUUCACAUUCUGUUGGGAUGUGAACUGUCACAUUUUGAAAUUGUUCAGUCAGUGGGGGUUAUUAUAAUUGUCAGGUUUAUGGUUUAUUUCUUGAAAAGGAUUAUUUUCUUAGUGUUUCACACAUCAGGAUUAGAUACAUUUGUAAAUGGAGGAUUUAAGAUGAGAAGUUUAGCAUGUUUUGAAAUUUCCCGUCUCGCCACCACUAAUUAUAAUCAAUAUAAGAUAAAAGGCCAUGAAAUAGUCAGCUUAUAUUCAACUUCCUAAGUAUAUGAACAUUAGGAAAUUAUCGAAGUUUAGUGAGGAUGAUGAAGUCAUUCAUUUACCAUUUAUAGAUUCGUAUACUCGUCUUUGAGUCAUACUUUGGACAUGUAUGAGUUGAUGAUACUAUUCGUCUGCGGAAGACUAAGUAGGUGGAUUGGGACUGAAACUUUAUUUUAACACUUAGAUAUUGGUACAAGGAGGUACCAAACAGAUAUGCGUCACAUAAAUCAUUCGAUUUUUGUGAGGGCUUUGAUACUGCCCGGGUGCCCAGACCGAAGCACGUGGUUAUCUUAGGGGGGCACACCCCGAGCCUUUGACCUAAAGGUCUGACCCACAAGGCAGUGGAGCAUCGUGAGGAGUUGCAGUCCCAUGGUAGCCGGUGACCAACGAUUGGUUCAUACGCCAUUUGUUCCCUUAGGAUACUGGAGCCCAUGUGGAGCAUUGGUUUGGAAUCCGGUUAAAGCGCCGGACAUUCGCUUUUCGUCCUCUCAAUUUUGUAAACAACAUUAAUGCCACGAAAAGGCAGUGAUUAUGACUGGUGUAAACUGAUGUAUUCUACUAAUAUCACAUUAAGGAUGAUUAAUAACAUUGUGAAGGGGUUAAAACUUUCAACUGAUCAUAACUCAAGUUCUAAUCCAUCCUUUUAGACUGUUUUGGUUCAUAUAACGAUGAAGCAUCACUAAACUAUCAUAUAAAAAAGAAUAUGACCCAAAAUUCGAUUACUGAAAGUUUUCUUCAUAUAGUCCAUUAUAUGGUAGUCAACUCAAUCACUUAAUAUGCUUUGAUUAUUCUGAAAAUCUUGUGUGUACAAACUUUUUCUAAAAAUCUUAUUACAUUUUAGGUUUUAUGCUAAUUCAUUAACAACAAUUUGACACACACACACAGUGAAUUAUUUCAAUCUUCAUUCGUAUCCACUAUGUUACACGAUAGUGGUGGUAAACGUGAAUUUCGAUGGGAAUCGGGUUAUGAAAAAACAUGGAGUGCUAUUCGUGAAGAUGAGUCAGGACGUUUGGUGACAACACUGGAACAGUUAAUACACGAUGCACAUACACAAAUAAGAAAAAAACGCAGACGUAUUGGUGUUGGAUCUACUGGAUUUGUACGAUUAGGAAUGAUGAGGCAUUUAUUUCUCAUUAUUGAUCUAUCACAAGCAAUGAAUGAACAAGAUUUGAAACCGAAUCGUUUAAUAUGUACUGUAAAGGCUGCUUGUACAUUUGUUCGAGAGUAUUUCGAUCAAAAUCCUAUCAGUCAAUUAGGUAUUAUUGUUACUUCAGAUCGAAGAGCUGAACGAUUAACAGAAUUAUCAGGUAAUCCUAGACCACAUCUUUCCGCUUUGCAGUCACUUUACACACGUACUUGUAUUGGUGAACCUAGUUUACAAAAUGCUUUAUUAUUAGCUGAAUCCAGAUUAAAAUAUACAAUUCAUCAUAAUGAAAUUGUAGUAUUAAUGGCUAGUUUAACUACAUGUGAUCCAAGUGAUAUUCAUCAAACUAUUAAAAGUUUAUCAUCAAAUAGAAUACGUUGUUCUGUUAUAUCAUUAGCUGUGGAAGUAUUUGUUUAUCGUGCACUUGCUCAAUUUACACAAGGAACAUUUCAUGUUAUUAUGGAUGAAUUACACUUGAAAAAUGUUUUGAAAGAUUUAGUGCCACCUCCAGUGGCUGCUAUUGAAACUGAAGCUAAUCUAAUUCGAAUGGGCUUCCCACAUUCUGAAACUUUUGAUCUUGAUCGUUUCGCUGUUAAACGUUGUAUGUGUCAUUUAUCAAAUAAAUCAACAAAUGAUAAAACUGAUACUACAACUAAUCCACAUUAUGCAUGUCCAAGAUGUCAUGCUGCAUAUUGUGAAUUACCAGUUGAAUGUAAUGUUUGUGGAUUAACAUUAGUGGCUGCACCUCAUCUUGCUCGUGCUUAUCAUCAUUUAUUUCCAUUAGAUUUAUUUGAACCAGUAAAUGGUUAUGAUAGUUUUAGUGAAACAUCAUUAGAUAAUCAAGAAAAAUCAAAAGAAACUAUUGAUUCAACAGAUUGUACUACUGAUCAUCAACCACGUGUUUGCUUUGGUUGUAAUGUAAUGAUACCGUUGAAAAUUCCUGUGAGUUAUGAAUGAAUUAACUGUAUUGGUUAAUAUGUAGUUUGUUCAAUAAAUAUAUCAUGAACCGAGCGAUUGCACUUAAUGACUAUGAACUAAACGUUUAUCCCAUUGAGUCAGUCUGACCUUGAUAGCAUAUGUUUUCCCAGUUGUUAUUAAUCGAUGAGUGUAGUUUCUUCCUAAGUUCUCAUGAUAUCCAGUGAAUAAGCGAAAAUAUGUUUGUACAUGCAACAAUGGUUGCUCACAAGCUUUUGGUUUACAAUUCUAUCAAAAUGCUAGCCUAGAAUUCGUAAUCUGAAAGUGAAACCUGACGAGGCAAAUGAAAAGUUUGACUUUUAACAACUUCUAUGAACGUUUGGAAUAAUGCAUACUAAUACAUGACAAGUGUAUUACUACAAAUUUAGAAUAUUUUGAUGUACCCUGAAUGUUGUAAAGCUAGUGGUUGGUAUUAAUGGACAGAUUACAUAUUUCUCCUGUUAAUAAAUAAUACGUACGGUUUAGCCAUACAAAGUAAGUUGUCCUUGAACGAUUCUGUUGGUUCGGAAAUCUGGCAAAAGCACAAUUAUGUAUGUGUAAUCUUGUUCGCAAAGUGGAUAAAGCAUUACGUGCUACCAUAAAAACAUGGCAUGGUUUAGACACUUCUUCGACGCAUCUAAUAUUACACAAACAAAUAUUGUCUUUCUUAUACUAUAGUUUAAGUUAGUGAAAGUUUUCUUGGUUUCAUUUCAUUGAUCGAAUUACUGUAUUAAGUGUGUAACGAACUCGAAAACCACAUGACUAUUUAUGCACAAUGUAACUAACUAUAGGCUUCAUUCUUUGUAGCUGUUUGUGUUCAUUAUCAAGGAAUCCGAAACUAGAGUGAAACAGGCGGUUGGUGCUUUCUUCAGUUGACGUACAUUUACGUAGCUACAUUGGUUCUAGCUAUCACAAUAUAUCAGCAAAGUGAGAUGGAAUCAGCAAGAUAAAUCUAAAAUUAUCAUUAGCAGUAUAGAAAAACAGGCGUAGAUAAUAUGGAUGGAGAAGAAAAAUAAAUUCACUGAAUCAAAAGUAUUAAUUGUUUUAAGACAUGUAUGAAUAAAUCUGUUCCAUUGCCAUUGGUUUUGAGCCAUAUCACCCACUGUCUUCAUUUAUUAGUUACCAAGUUAUCUACACCUACCAGCACGGCUCAUUCUAACUGUCAGCAAUUUCAUGGACUGAUAUCACGUCUUGUAUCCUCCACCCCUGACUUUUUCCCAGAGUACUGCUACACCAGCACACAUCUUGUUGUCUAGGUAGAUGGUGGCUGGUCAUACGUGAUACAUGUGAAUAACAACUACAGUGGAUAAAGAUUCAGUCUCUAGUACCUUGUAUCUAACCCCGAAAUUGCUUAUUUAGUGGUUCCAACAUCAUCACUAUAGAAAUAAAAAAUAAAUUUAUACAGACGACAAUACUAGCUGUAUAUGUGAAUUCACAUGAUCGAACCUUUCACUUAACUUAGUGAUAUAAUCAUUUACAAAAUAACACUUAACAUGAAUAAAAGGUUUUUUAAAACGUUAAGUGAUUGUAGGCUUGCAAUUUGGUGUGUAAGUACACUCACUAACUAAUGAGUAUUGAGACACUUAUAUUUGAAGGAUUAACUCCGAAGGCACUAUUGUAACUGGGUGGUCGAUUGUGUUUUAUUCACAUCGCCUCUGUUGGACACGGAUGGCCAACUGCCAUUGUUGGUGAGUCGUCGCUGUUAUGUGCGUAUUGAAUCUAUUAAGUUUGCAGUCUUAAUGCUUAUACAUUAAAAAUACGGGAACAUCACAAUUCCUGAAUUCUACUGCUUAUACUGUGAAACGACAACCUAUACAAUUUUCACUAUGUAUAGUGACAAUACGAAAGAUUGAUACAAUCAUGAUCUGUUGACUCCUCUAAAACCUCUCAAAACAAUUCCCAAAAUCAAAUACUCAUUAGACCAAAAUACAAUCCUUCAUAAUAUAAUUUUUACGCACAGUUAUAUCAUAUAGGUGGAAACACAUGAAAUCACUUUAAUAAAACAUACACAGUAAAUACAAUUCACUUGAAUUGAUACAGGGGACCUAAUCGUCAUGCUGUCACCCUGACCAAAAUUCAUAAUUAAUUGAUACAAAAGUAUUAACCUAAGUAAUGUCAGAAAGGUUUUUGUGGAUAUUAUAGUGAUUUCAAUAGUUGAGAUCAUGAGUCAAUUGAAGCUAGACCACCACUAUGGAAAGCAUGGGAGCACUGGACGGCCGUUUCGUCCUAAUGUGGGACACCUCAGCAAUGCGUAUCCACGGUCCCGCCUUGCGUGCGAGCGCUUAACCUCAAGACCACUGAGCCGGCAUCCAAUGGUGUUAAUGUCUAACUUCAACUAAUCCACAAAAUUGAGCGACACAUUUACCAUUGUCAUCAGUUAGUUACUAUCUCACAACUGACCCGGUUGAACUCCACUGGUCACUGCUUCUCACUAGAACUCCAGGAAAUACCUCUUGAAAGCAGUCACUAGUGAGCAUGUGUUGAUUCAUAUCGUAAGUGUUUUCGUGGAUAUUAUAAUAAUUUCAAUGGUUGAGAUCAUAAGUCUGAUAAGCCCUGUGUUCGAACCUUGCGAGGUGGGAUUGUGGAUGCGCACCGCUGAGUAGUCCCACAACAGAACGAAACGACCAUCCACUGCCUCUAGGUUUUACAUGGUGGUGGUCUAGCUUCAAUUAACUCAUGAUCUCAACCAUAAAGACUAAAUAAUGUCAUCUCACCAAUGUUAUCUCACCAUAUCAGACAUAUAACUAUCAGGCUCAAUCAUUACUUGCGUGAUCAAGUUUUUUUUGUUUAUUUCCUGAUCAAAUGAAAUCAUUUGUCUUUAUUUGUUUAUUUGCUUUUGUCUUAGGGAUAUCAAUGUCCUAAAUGUAAAUUUAUAUUCUGUCAUUCAUGUGAUGCUGUUCUACAUGAUUCCAUUCAUUCAUGUCCUGGGUGUUUAACUUUAUUAUGAUUGAUGAAACAUACUAUUGGUGAAUUGAGAUAAUUUUAUAGAAUAAUUGAACAGGAAAACUGUUCAGUCAAAUGGCAUUUUUCUUUUAUGAAUAAAAUAGAAAUCCUUUAUGAGAAUUGUUGUUCUCUCUCUUUUUUUUUUAGAGCGUUCCCCUUUUUAACUGUAAAAUAAAUGUUCCAUUUUCUAAUAACCAGUUUCUUUGAUUUAUGUGUUUAUUGUGGUGAUUACAUUUAAUGAAACUUUACAUAUUUGUUAGAAGCUAAGAUAGAUAAGGUUUGUUGUGACGUAUAGUGUCUGAAAUUUGAUACUGAUACUCGGUAUGUUAUGAACUAAUCUCCCGCCCCCGAAUGACUACUUGAGUGAGAACACUAGAGUGAACAAGAAAGUGUAUUGGACUACCGAAUAAAAUGCACAAUUACUCAUCCAUGUAUAUAUACCAAUCUAUCCUUAGGAAUUUGACCCAUUUUGACCCCUAAUGAAGUGUACAUGACCUUUAUGUCACUUCUGAUUGGUACUUUAUACCAGUGGCUAGCAGUGGACGCGAGUUUCAUCCUAUUUGGGACUCGUCAGUUGGAUGUACCUGCAUAUAUUUUGCAAAGAGUGUUUUUCUCAUGUAGUGUUUAUAAAAGUCUUCGAUAUCGAUUGGCCAAUCGAUAAUCCGUUCUACUGUACUGUGGUCCAUGUUGAGAAAACAGUAUAGCCUUAUAAUUUCUAAAGUUUCAGAUUAUGAUGUAUCUGUUAAUGAGUAAUACAUAAACAUAAUUUGGAGCGUGUAUCUCGACUACGCAAACAGCAACAAUCGAGGCUCGAAACCGUUUAGAUGAGUCAUCGGCAGAAGAAUUUAUCAGUGAAAUGGGGUAGCCAUCAGGAAAAAUGCUGUGAGUAUUAGAAUAUUAAAUAUCUCUAUGUUGUAAAUUAGAAUAUAAUAUUUCAUCAAAUAACAGGCUUUACUGUAGAAUACAAUAAUAUUUAUUCAUUUGUAUGAAGAAUAUCAAAAUUAAACUAAUCAAUGUUAAUAAUGGAAUAGAUUGCAUAAUCAAAUAUAAUAAGUACAAAUUGGUAGUAUUAAGAUGCCUGAUAUGCUGAUAGUGAUACUAAGAGUUUGAAUAGAUGUUUCAACAUUAGUAGAUCAAAACUUGAAAGAAUGAACAAAGUGAUUCAUUAAAAGUAUGUGAUAAAUGAUGUGCGAAGGAAAAAGACCAAUCGGAUGAUAUGGAAAAUUCGUGACAUUAACUAUUUAGUCUCGUUAGGCAAAAGAAACCAAAGCAAGUUGUUGCGUCAACACCUGAAUUAAGGAUAGGGAGUGAAGUAGUCGAACGCGUUGACAACUUCACUUAUCUUGGAAGUCUGAUAAGUCCUAAUGAGUUGGCGUCUCACGAAAUCUCAGCACGGAUUCGUAAAGCUCGUUUGGCUUUUGCCAACUUACGUCACCUAUGGUGAAGGCGAGAUAUCCGUCUAUCAAUAAAAGGACGAGUAUACUGCGUAACAGUCCGUUCUGUUUUACUUUACGGCAGCGAAACAUGGCCAUUAAGAGUAGAAGACACUCGUAAGCUAUUAGUAUUUGACCACAGAUGCCUUAGAAAUAUUGCUGGCGUCUGCUGGGAUCACCGGGUAAGUAAUAGUGAGGUUAGACACAGAGUAUUAGGGAAUGAUGGUAAAUCAGUUGAUGAGGUUAUGAAUCUUCAUCGACUGAGAUGGUUGGGCCACGUGUUACGUAUGCCUGAACACCGAUUACCACGUCGUGCAUUGCUAACGGGUGUUAGGAAUGGUUGGAAGAGAAUUAGGGGCGGCCAAACCAAAACGUGGCAUCAGUGCUUGAAGACACUAACUUCUAGUCUGAGCCAUGUUGGUAGAUGCAGACUACUUGGUUGGGGUCCACGUGACUAUCGUAACCA